Molecule: messenger RNA, 477 nt
Organism: Pyrenophora tritici-repentis Pt-1C-BFP
Lineage: Eukaryota; Fungi; Ascomycota; Dothideomycetes; Pleosporales; Pleosporaceae
Source: RefSeq, a predicted model, not a curated record
AUGCCACGCGUCGUUCCAGGUUGGUGGAUGAAUGGUGAGAUGUAUGCGGGGGUGGCAUGGGGGCGACAAGAAGGGAGUUGCUGGCAAGCUCAAGCUUGUGUUGGCAUUGGUGAUCCGACGAGCUGGGUCGGACGAGGGUUCUCCCGUAUCCCGUGCCUUCCUCCCGUGGAACGAAGGAACAGCGGAGCGCGAGGACAGAACAGCUGGAACCAGAACCAGAACGGCGACGACGAGCAAAAAGAAGAAAAGUCAGCCCAUGUGGUGGAGACUGGCGGGCCCGAGCGAGUCCAACACAUGGUCCCUUCGUCUGCCGUUGAUAUCGCCGGGCCUAUCUCGGCCGCCCUCUUGACUAGUCCGCCUGUAAUGCCUUCUCCUCGCGAACCAUCGUCCACACCUUCUGACAUACUGACACAUUUUGCGACGCCUUCAUUGCUGGGUCUAUCUGCCCACUCCAUCCUGCCUUAUCCAAAUGCAUAG